GAAGUUCCUGACUGCUGGGUUAUCCGGGUCACCUUUGUUACAUCACGCCGGGUUGCGGCGAGUGGCCGGAGAGACUGUGUAAACCGGGCUGAAUUCCCGGGGUGCGGACGCCAUGUUCUCGCUCAGCAGCACGGUGCAGCCGCAGGUUACGAUACCAUUAAGUCACCUCGUUACUGCCUUCCACUCCCCCAAAAUUGCAGCGUACUUUCCCAGUUCAGCGUCCAUCCAGGUUCUUCAACGUGAAGUCACCGCUGACCCGGAGACCUGCAGCGCUGAGCCUCUUUUAAAUCUCAGGGACCUUGGCUUGUCUGAGUUGAGGACCACUGACCUUGAUACACUUGUGAACAGGCUGCUUCCCGGCUUCUUCUCCGAUAAAAAGAAAACCCCCUCCUGCUGGCACACGUCAUAUGUCUCCGCAGAAUCCUUCUUUGAAAACAAAAAUGGCUAUCCAGACACUUUCAGAGUUCUUCGGCCUAUUUUCACGCAGCAACCAAGCCCACUGAAACAAGUCAGCACCGACCUCCAUCGUUGGCCUGGUUACAUUCAGUCUCGGGGAUUCAAGACUUUGAAAACAAGAGAGAGACGCCUUCAGUCCACCUCUGAGCGCAUUGCUGCAGCAGAAAAUGUCACCCCAUCGUUCAUGAAGGGAUUCUUAAUGAGAGAGAGAAUGCCAGAUGUAGAAAACUUAGACAAGAUUGUGAAAAAUAAAAAUGUUCCAGAAGGACAACAGGAUGCAUUUAAGACCGGAUUUGCAGAGGGUUUCCUGAAAGCACAAGCUCUCACUCAGAGGUCGACUGAAUCACUGAAGAGAACCCGCUACAUCCUGCUGGCUGUAUUGUUACUUGGCAUCUACGGUUUGUCAAAAACCCCAUUUCUGUCAGUUCGUUUCAGAGCGACAUCUGGCCUUGAUGCAGCUGUUGAUCCAAUUCAGAUGAAAAAUAUCACUUUUGAGCAUGUGAAAGGGGUUGAAGAAGCAAAACAGGAACUACAGGAAGUGGUAGAGUUUUUGAAAAAUCCUCAGAAAUUCACAGUUUUAGGAGGCAAACUUCCCAAAGGCAUCCUUCUAGUUGGUCCACCUGGAACUGGGAAGACUCUGCUUGCUCGAGCUGUGGCGGGGGAAGCCGACGUUCCUUUUUAUUAUGCUUCAGGUUCUGAAUUUGAUGAGAUGUUUGUAGGCGUCGGAGCAAGUCGCAUUCGAAAUCUAUUCAGGGAAGCCAAGACCAACGCACCUUGUGUCAUAUUUAUCGAUGAGCUGGAUUCUGUAGGGGGUAAAAGAAUCGAAUCCCCCAUGCACCCAUAUUCCAGACAAACGAUUAACCAGCUCCUUGCAGAAAUGGAUGGCUUUAAACCCAAUGAAGGGGUCAUAAUCAUUGGAGCAACAAACUUUCCAGAAGCUUUGGAUAAUGCUUUAAUACGCCCAGGUCGAUUUGACAUGCAGGUGACCGUCCCCAGGCCAGAUGUGAAGGGACGCACAGAAAUUCUUAAAUGGUACCUCAGCAAAAUAAAGUAUGACCAGUCUCUUGAUGCUGAAAUUAUUGCUCGUGGCACCGUGGGAUUUUCUGGAGCCGAACUGGAGAAUCUGGUGAACCAGGCUGCUCUGAAAGCUGCUGUGGAUGAAAAAGAGAUGGUUACCAUGAGGGAACUGGAGUUUGCCAAGGAUAAAAUACUCAUGGGGCCUGAGAGGAGAAGUGUGGAGAUAGAUGACAAGAAUAAAAAAAUUACUGCCUAUCACGAGUCAGGACAUGCAAUUAUCGCCUAUUUUACCAAAGAUGCCAUGCCCAUUAACAAAGCGACCAUCAUGCCCCGGGGGCCAACACUCGGUCAUGUUUCUCUUUUGCCAGAAAAUGAUCGCUGGAGUGAGACGAGGUCCCAGCUCCUUGCACAGAUGGAUGUAAGCAUGGGCGGCAGGGUGGCUGAGGAAAUUAUUUUUGGGCCAGAAAACAUAACUACAGGUAAUUUUUGUCAAAUUCUAGUCAUUUCCCAGCCACAGCUGCACACAUCUCAUCUUUUUGGUUCUGUUAAAGGGGCUUCUAGCGAUUUUGACGGUGCAACAAAGAUAGCAAAGCUAAUGGUAACAAGAUUUGGAAUGAGCGAAAAGCUAGGGGUAAUGACUUAUUCUGACACUGGGAAACUGAGUCCAGAAACACAAGCUGCCAUUGAGCAAGAAGUCCGUACACUGCUAAAGGAUUCUUAUGAACGGGCAAAAAACCUUCUGAAAAGUCAUGCGAAGGAGCAUAAAAAUCUGGCUGAAGCUUUACUAAUGUAUGAGACUUUGGAUGCCAAAGAAAUUCAGAUGGUAUUAGAAGGAAAGAAGCUGAGAUGAUACCAUCGAUGUAGCGGACUGAGCUCCUCAUUGUUUUAUUGUCUCUGCAUAAUUCGUUCUUUAUAUUACGUACUACUCUUUAUUUAAGGUAUGCCAAAAUA
Molecule: messenger RNA, 2424 nt
Organism: Bufo bufo (common toad)
Lineage: Eukaryota; Metazoa; Chordata; Amphibia; Anura; Bufonidae
Gene: YME1L1
Product: YME1 like 1 ATPase
Exons: 18
Coding region: 113-2323 (736 amino acids)
Biological process (GO): protein quality control for misfolded or incompletely synthesized proteins; mitochondrion organization
Cellular component (GO): mitochondrial inner membrane
Molecular function (GO): ATP hydrolysis activity; ATP-dependent peptidase activity; metalloendopeptidase activity
Source: RefSeq, a predicted model, not a curated record